Messenger RNA from Photinus pyralis (common eastern firefly), 1286 nucleotides. RefSeq names its product homeobox protein araucan-like. Bases 564 to 1286 code for a protein of 240 amino acids. Lineage: Eukaryota; Metazoa; Arthropoda; Insecta; Coleoptera; Lampyridae. The record is from RefSeq and is a predicted model, not a curated record. The transcript is spliced from 2 exons.
CGCUGUCCGCACACGGGGUCCUCAAUCCUCAUUGUUAUACUCAACCUUCCCUCUAUGUACACACGCAGUUCGUAAACCACGCGAGUUCGACAAGAGUGAUUAAGUGGUUCAAUUUGUGUCUUGUGCGUAACCCCUUAAUUUCUGAAAAAGUUACGCUCGUCUACUCCGGAUACCUACCACAAUACCUAUACCUACUCUUCGGGGUCUUUUUUUAAAUCAAAGAAAAGGGGAGGUUUAUAAAUAUUAAAAGCGACGAGCCGUGAUUAUGAAUAUGAAGUGCGAGCGGGGCGGCGGCGCGUCUCUUCGAAAGCAUCGCGGCAAAUAAAAAGAACACCUGUAGCAUCCUAAACAUUUUAUUACACACGUAUUUCCUAAAGAGCGAAAUCUUGUUUUACAAAUACCUCCCAAUAAGAACUUUUCAAGCAUUUUAAGAUUACAAAAGACUUAAUUUGCGGUGAUUGAGUCGUUUUAGUUUCCGUCGUCGGAACUCAAUUAAUUCCUAAUUACAGUCUAACUAAUCCAAAAUCAAAUUGGGAGCGUGUCGUAGGUGGUAAAUAUUCAAAAUGGAGGACACCUGGGAAUCUUCGAUGAUGUUAGGAGUGGGGAUGAAUGAUAUGCGAGUAAUAGGGGAUAUUCAACCCUCAUGUUCGGGCCAAACAAUACCCCGGGAACUUAACCAUCAAAGUAUGCAACAUCAUCGGGAGUUACAGCCGAGCGCGGAUGUAACCCAGGAUAUGAACUCUGACAUUCACCAAACCAUCAACCAAGACAUGGGGAGAGACCUUAAUCAGGAUUUGCACCAUCAUCAUCACGGCGAUUAUUUCACAAAUCAGUUAUUAGUCUCGGGUCAAACGACGACAAACUCCGCGUCCUCACCUGCGUCUGGAGGUGGCUCGCUUAGUCCAGGUGGUUCGGCCGGUGGUCCCGGGGGCGCCCUUUCGCCCGGAGGUACGUCGAAUUCGGGACCAACGCAAUGUUGCGAAUCGGGAAGACCUUUAGUGACAGAUCCAGUAACAGGACAAAGUGUAUGUUCGUGCCAAUAUGACUCGGCGCGCCUAGCAGCUCUACAGUACCCGAGAAGCGUAGGCGUUUACGGUACCCCUUAUCCUUCGACAGAUCAAAACCCUUACCCUAGCAUAGGAGUAGACAGCUCGGCCUUUUAUUCUCCUUUGGUGAGUACUUUACAAUCAGUUACGCUACAGUCACAUUUAAUUAAGAUCGCAAGCUCUCUACCGUCCGUUGACCACAUUAAUUCCCCCAUUCGUGUUUGUGCAAAAAUUAAUUAA